Centrocercus urophasianus (Greater sage-grouse) is the source of this 2097-nucleotide messenger RNA. It is a transcript of the gene PAX7, whose product is annotated as paired box 7. Gene Ontology annotation, biological process: regulation of transcription by RNA polymerase II; anatomical structure development. Gene Ontology annotation, molecular function: RNA polymerase II cis-regulatory region sequence-specific DNA binding; DNA-binding transcription factor activity, RNA polymerase II-specific. The record is from RefSeq and is a predicted model, not a curated record. The transcript is spliced from 10 exons. NCBI's taxonomy places the organism in Eukaryota, Metazoa, Chordata, Aves, Galliformes, Phasianidae. The coding region runs from base 1 to 1575 and encodes 524 amino acids.
AUGGCAGCGCUCCCCGGGACGGUACCGCGGAUGAUGCGCCCGGCGCCGGGGCAAAACUACCCUCGCACCGGCUUCCCUUUAGAAGUGUCCACCCCGCUGGGCCAGGGCCGGGUGAAUCAACUCGGAGGGGUUUUCAUCAACGGGCGCCCGUUGCCCAACCACAUCCGCCACAAGAUCGUGGAGAUGGCUCACCACGGGAUCCGGCCCUGCGUGAUUUCCAGGCAGCUCAGGGUCUCCCACGGCUGCGUUUCCAAAAUCCUCUGCAGGUACCAAGAGACGGGCUCCAUCCGACCCGGGGCCAUCGGGGGCAGCAAGCCCAGGCAGGUUGCGACUCCCGACGUGGAGAAGAAAAUCGAGGAAUACAAGAGGGAAAACCCUGGGAUGUUCAGCUGGGAGAUCCGGGACAGGCUGCUGAAGGAUGGGCACUGCGACCGCAGCACUGUGCCCUCAGUGAGUUCGAUUAGCCGUGUGCUACGCAUCAAAUUCGGGAAGAAAGAGGAAGAGGAGGACUGCGACAAGAAGGAGGAAGACGGGGAGAAGAAGGCCAAGCACAGCAUAGAUGGCAUCCUGGGCGACAAAGGGAACAGGCUGGAUGAAGGCUCCGAUGUCGAAUCCGAACCAGACCUGCCUUUGAAGAGGAAGCAGCGCCGCAGCCGGACCACUUUCACUGCAGAGCAGCUGGAGGAGCUGGAGAAGGCCUUUGAGAGGACUCACUACCCAGAUAUCUACACCCGGGAGGAGCUGGCACAGAGAACCAAGCUCACCGAGGCCCGUGUCCAGGUGUGGUUCAGCAACCGACGAGCGAGAUGGCGCAAACAGGCGGGUGCAAACCAACUCGCAGCAUUCAACCAUCUGCUGCCGGGGGGCUUCCCACCCACAGGAAUGCCAACUCUGCCCCCAUACCAGCUGCCAGACUCCACCUACCCAACCACCACCAUUUCCCAAGAUGGAGGCAGCACCGUGCACAGACCCCAGCCCUUGCCACCAUCCACCAUGCAUCAGGGAGGGCUUGCUGCUGCCGCUGCAGCUGACUCCAGCUCUGCCUAUGGGGCCCGACACAGCUUUUCCAGCUACUCAGACAGCUUCAUGAAUGCUGCAGCUCCUGCCAACCACAUGAAUCCUGUUAGCAAUGGCCUCUCUCCACAGAAGCAGGGUGCCCAAAACAAGAUGCAGUGCUCCAGGUGGAACCUCACCAUAGCCUUGAACAAUCAGGUGAUGAGCAUCCUGAGCAACCCCAGCGGGGUUCCUCCACAGCCCCAGGCUGACUUCUCCAUCUCUCCCCUUCACGGUGGCCUGGACACCACCAACUCCAUCUCUGCCAGCUGCAGCCAGCGGAGUGACUCCAUCAAAUCCGUGGACAGCCUCCCGACCUCGCAGUCCUACUGUCCUCCCACCUACAGCACCACCAGUUACAGCGUGGACCCAGUGGCUGGCUACCAGUAUGGGCAGUAUGGACAAACUGCUGUUGAUUAUUUGGCCAAGAACGUGAGCCUGUCCACGCAGCGCAGGAUGAAGCUGGGAGAACAUUCGGCUGUUCUGGGGCUCCUACCAGUAGAGACAGGCCAAGCUUACUGAAGAGUCCAACUGUGCCAACAACCCACUCCAGCAACUCGGUACCACUGGAGAAACACUACCAGCCUUCCAGGGAUCUGCCUGUACCCGGACCCUACUCCUUCCCAACUCCCUUCCACCUCGCAUCAACUUGAGAAGGAGACGGGAAGGAUGGGGAGGGCUCUCCAAGAAUCCAGCUCUUCCCAGAGUGCUCAGAGGCAAGCCUGGCCUCAUUGACCUGAAUUCUGUGGCCAGAGACAAUAGGUUGGGUACAUUUAUUAACCCCGAGUUCAUGCCCUCCCUCUACCUGGCCAUGGUGUUUUGCCCAUGCUAAAGGACCUUCCAUUGAUCUAGGUAGUUGGCAUAGUCAAAGCCAAAUUGAUCUUUUCUUUUUGUUUCCUUUUCUUUCCAUUGGUGUAAAUUUGGUGAAUGUUGUAUAGGAAGGAAUAACCAAGCUGAUUGUUAAGGAUGAUGUAAUUUGGGACCACAGAAGACCUAUGGACCAAAUAUAAGAACUUGUUUUAAACAAACAACAACAACAACAAC